Fonsecaea monophora is the source of this 495-nucleotide messenger RNA. RefSeq lists its product as hypothetical. Lineage: Eukaryota; Fungi; Ascomycota; Eurotiomycetes; Chaetothyriales; Herpotrichiellaceae. The record is from RefSeq and is a predicted model, not a curated record. Bases 1 to 495 code for a protein of 164 amino acids. The transcript has a single exon.
AUGUGCUCCAGCUUAAGUGACUUCCUUUCCUUGCUCCUCCUCUCCUCCUCUCUCCUCCUCCCUUCUCUCGUCCGUGCCCAGUCAAGCACCCAAUUCGGCCAGUGCGCCGACAACUGCGUCAGCACCUACCCGACCGUCAACCACUGCAACGGCACCGAGACGGGGUCCGCCCUCGACGAAUGCAAAUGUGAAAGCUACUCCCCCUCGGACGACCCGUUGAUCGGCUGCGUCCUGGGCUGCCCUGGGGACCAGCAGCUCGCGUUUGCCGAGAGCCUGCCGAAACUCUGCGCGCAGACCUUGUUCCUGGGCCUCGACUUGUCCGACCAGCCCAAGCCCUCGGCGGUAAACACAGCGGCCAGCGCCACGAUCGACACAGCAAACGCCACGGCUACAGCCACGACCAGCAGUAAUGGAGCGAUCAGAUUUGGAACGGGCACCGACUUGCUGUCCUUUUUCUCGAUCUUGACUUUGAGCGUCGGAGUUUUGUUGUCAUGA